UUGCAAUAAUGCAAUCCCAUCAGCUUACUAGUCUCCAUUACAUUAAAAAAGUGGCCCUAACCCUUUUCUGGGUUGCUAUAUGUUCACUGAAACAUGAUGUUGAAAGCGUUGAUCCAAUUAGUACCAUCACUGUGGAUAAGUCAGGCCAUGGAAAUUUCACCACAGUGCAGGAAGCCAUAGAUUCCGUACCACAUAACAACAGCAAUUGGAUUCGCAUCCACAUUAAAGCCGGCACUUACACUGAAAAAGUUUCAGUCCCUUCAGACAAACAAUUCAUUUUGAUUGAAGGAGAGAAUCGUGCAAAGACAAUUAUUGAAUCGGGAGAUGCCGGCGAUGUUAUAGAAAGCACCACAUUUACCAUCGCAGCAGAUAAUUUUGCGGCUUGGAAUAUAACUUUCGUGAAUACAUAUAACCGACCUAUAUCACGAUUUGAGGGGUUACCUGUAAAGUGGGCACCCGCAGUUCUAAUUUAUGGAGACAAAGUGAGUUUCCAUGGAUGUGCGUUUAUAAGCCUGCAAGACACGUUGUUUGAUAACCAAAACCGUCACUACUUCGAUACUUGCUACAUCGAAGGAGCAAUAGACUUCAUUUGGGGCGGUGGCAAGUCCUAUUACAAGAGAUGCGCUAUAAAUGUAACAAUGGGUCGUCUCCCAAUGGGGUAUACGGGAUCUAUUACAGCUCAAGGCAGAGAUAGCCCCAGGGAAAACAGCGGGUUUGUAUUCCAUACCAGCAGUGUGGUUGGAGCAGGUCCUGCAUUUCUGGGAAGAGCAUAUAGAAACCACUCUACGGUGGUGUUUUACAAGACCUACAUGGCCAAUGUCAUUGCCCCAAGUGGUUGGGACGCAUGGCUUCAACAUGGGCAUGAGGAGCGGAUAACGUUUUCGGAGGAAGGAUGCUUUGGAGCAGGGUCGGACAUGUCGAAACGUGUGAAAUGGGAGAAGAAGCUAACAGGGCAGGAAUUGUAUAAAUUUAUCGAUGUCAAAUCUUUUAUAAAUCAAGAUGGAUGGUUAGAAAAGCAACCUGCUCCUAAUAUAUCUUAACAACUUUCUAGCUGCUGCUUAAUCCGUGAAAUCAAUAAUGGGGAUAAAUAUCAUUAUCAUCAUCAUCAUCAUCAUCAUCAUCUAAUCCAUAUA
Messenger RNA from Ziziphus jujuba (common jujube), 1133 nucleotides. Its product is annotated as probable pectinesterase 29. The record is from RefSeq and is a predicted model, not a curated record. Gene Ontology annotation, molecular function: pectinesterase activity. Lineage: Eukaryota; Viridiplantae; Streptophyta; Magnoliopsida; Rosales; Rhamnaceae. Gene Ontology annotation, biological process: cell wall modification. The transcript is spliced from 5 exons. Bases 9 to 1040 code for a protein of 343 amino acids.